CUAAGACCAACAAAGGGCUCUGCUAUUGUGAUGAGGAGGCAAAAUCACAGCUCUGUAUUUGAAUUCAUCCUCUUGGGAUUUUCUAACUAUCCUGAACUUCAAGGUCAGAUGUUUGGGGCUUUCCUAGUUAUUUAUCUGGUGACUGUGUUGGGAAAUGCCAUCAUUAUCACCAUCAUCUUCCUGGACCAGAGUCUGCACAUCCCCAUGUAUUUGUUUCUGCAGAAUUUAUCUUUAGUAGACCUCUGUUUCAGCACAGUCAUCACACCUGAAAUACUGGUAGUCCUGACUAGAGAGAAAGGGACCAUUUCCUUUGGUGGCUGUUUUGUGCAGAUGUAUUUCAUUCUUCUCUUUGGUGCGACUGAGUGUUUUCUCCUGGGGGUAAUGGCUUAUGACCGAUUUGCUGCAAUCUGCCACCCUCUGACCUACCCAGUGAUUAUGAGCAAAAGGACCUUUGUGAAAUUGGUGAUGUGUCCAUGGAUCUUGAGUAUCCUGACAGCUGCUUUGUCAGUCACAUGGGUGGUUAGCUUCCCCUACUGUGACCACAAGGAAAUUAACCAUCUCUUCUGUGAGAUUCCUCCUGUGCUGGAGCUUGCCUGUGCAGACACCUUCCUGUUUGAAGUCUAUGCUUUCACAAGCACCAUUUUGAUCGUCAUGGUCCCCUUCUUCUUGAUACUUUUGUCUUAUACUCGAAUUCUCUUCUCCAUCCUGAAGAUGCCAUCUACUACAGGGAGGCAGAAAGCCUUUUCUACGUGUGCCUCUCAUCUCACCUCUGUGCUUCUUGACCAUUCGACAUUCCUCAAUUGA
Mus caroli (Ryukyu mouse) is the source of this 804-nucleotide messenger RNA. RefSeq names its product olfactory receptor 10A3-like. The record is from RefSeq and is a predicted model, not a curated record. Gene Ontology annotation, cellular component: membrane. Gene Ontology annotation, molecular function: G protein-coupled receptor activity; olfactory receptor activity. NCBI's taxonomy places the organism in Eukaryota, Metazoa, Chordata, Mammalia, Rodentia, Muridae. Gene Ontology annotation, biological process: G protein-coupled receptor signaling pathway.